AUGGAUUCUUUUAUGAAAAAGCCAAGCAAGAAAAGAAACGGGAUUGAUCGCUUGCCUACUGAAAUUGCACUUGAUAUUUUUUCAAGACUUUCUAUUACAUCUCUAAUGCAGUGUAGGUUUGUAUGCAGAUCUUGGCAAAACUUGUUACAUGACAGAAAUCUUGUUAGUCUGCAUCUUUCUCAGGUCGAGGAACGCGAUCCUUUGCUCAUCUUUCACAGUGAUUUUCCUAUUCGAAAUCAGCUUUGUUUUGCAGAGUUUUCUGGUGCAGAUGAUGAUGCUCAAGGAAUUGUCAAGAAGAUUAGUAUCCCUUUUUCUGCUUCGAUGCCAGAGUUUACGGUUGUUGGAUCUUGCAAUGGCUUACUAUGUUUAUGUGAUUCCUUGUAUAACGAUGCUAUCUAUAUUUAUAAUCCUUUCACUAAUUACUACAAGGAACUGCCUAAAAACAGGCAAUAUGAAGAUGAAAUAGUGCUGUGUGGAUUCGGGUAUCAUCCUGAGACCAAGCAGUACAAGGUUGUUAAGAUAGUUUACUACUGGAUUGGAAAUAUUGAAGAUCAUCGUAUUCGUAGGAUCAGGACACCACUCAGAUCAAAAUCAGAAGUUUUAGUACUUGGUUCAGGGAGCAGCAGAUGGAGAAAUAUUGGAGAAGUACCUUAUUAUGUUGAAAGGAGGCCACAGGGAGCUCUUUUUACCAAUGGAAGGCUUCAUUGGCUUACGCGAGGUGUGAAAAACAAUGGUCGCGGUUUAAUAAUCAUUUCUUUUGAUCUUUUGGAUGAAAGGUUUCAUGAGGUUCCGAGACCUGAUUUUAGUAAUGCUGCUGAUGGCCGCAACUAUCUGUUAGCUACUCUACAAGGAUGUCUUUCUGCAGUAGUCUAUAAAUAUGGACAUGGAGACUUGGAGAUAUGGGUCAUGAAAGAAUAUAAUGUGAAAGAGACUUGGAUCAAGGAGUUCAAGAUUGGAGCUAACAAACCAGAGUCACCCUCUACCAGGUUGCAGCAACCAAAAUUAUGCAUUUUAGGGAAUUGA
Messenger RNA from Daucus carota subsp. sativus, 1023 nucleotides. Its product is annotated as F-box protein At3g07870-like. The transcript has a single exon. Bases 1 to 1023 code for a protein of 340 amino acids. Lineage: Eukaryota; Viridiplantae; Streptophyta; Magnoliopsida; Apiales; Apiaceae. Gene Ontology annotation, molecular function: protein binding. The record is from RefSeq and is a predicted model, not a curated record.